GUCUGACACAGCAGUGAGGCCCCAGAGGACCCAGGUCUGCAGAACCCUCUUCAUCUGCCCUGUGGUUCCCAGACGGAGCCUCAUCCUCUCCAAAGAUGACCUGGAGACAGCUGCUGCUUGUUUCCUGUUUCUCAGUCACUGUGCUCCUGUCCAUGCUGCAGGAGGGGACCAGUGCAUCAGUGGGCACCAGGCAGGUGGCCGGACAAGAGGCCCAGGAAGGUGUGGAACAGAAGAUUUUCAUGCAGGAAUCAGAUGCCUCGAAUUUCCUCAAGAAGCGUGGCAAGCGGUCCCCCAAAUCCCGAGAUGAGGUCAAUGCGGAGAACAUACAGAAGCUGAGGGCUGAUGAGCUACGAAGAGAAUAUCAUGAGGAACAACGGAACGAGUCUGAGAACUUCGUGGAGGAGCAAAAUGAUGAACAAGAAGAGAGAAGCCGGGAGGCUAUUGAACAGUGGCGCGAGUGGCAUUAUGACGGCCUGUACCCAUCAUAUCUCUAUAACCGCCACCACAUCUGA
This is a messenger RNA of Miniopterus natalensis, 512 nucleotides long. It is a transcript of the gene UCMA, whose product is annotated as upper zone of growth plate and cartilage matrix associated. Gene Ontology annotation, biological process: regulation of osteoblast differentiation; embryonic skeletal system development. Gene Ontology annotation, cellular component: extracellular matrix. Lineage: Eukaryota; Metazoa; Chordata; Mammalia; Chiroptera; Miniopteridae. The record is from RefSeq and is a predicted model, not a curated record.